AUGAAAUGUGCUUCAACUGAAAUGGCUCAUCUUCUUCUAACUCUUCUCAUAAUCAUUCCCUUCUACGUCGUUGCUGUCUCUGAAAAGCGAUGCAUUGGAACCGAGACUAAACAAUUGGAUGAGGGAUGCACUAUAAUCGAAUCGAAACCUUUGAUUUUCAAAGAUGUAAUAGACGAAUCCCUGACAAGGAAGAAAGUAAAAUCGAUCACUCAUCUGAAAGCUGGUCUUGAGAUACUUGGAACCAACAUCGAAAACUUCAACUAUUUGAGUCACGUUAAAGAGAUUUCCAAUCCGAAUGGUCCGGCAAUCACCUUCAGAAACAAUAAGGUCUUAAAAAGGGUCAACUUUACUGGUUUGACCACCCUAACCGGGAAAAAAGAGUUGUUGCUUGACCACGAUAAUUUAUCAAAGGAAGCAAGUGGAAAUUCAGCAUCAUUCAAAGAUUUAAUGCAGCUGGAGCACAUCUCGAGAGUUUCAAAUCGGCGAAGCGAGAAGUGUUCGAAGAACUUUUGGGAAAUCAAGGAUUUCGAUAAGUCUUCAGAGGGUGGCCGUGGAAACGGUUGGGUGAUCAGUUUGUCCAUUCUGCUCGUGGUUCUCGCUGUUAUUUUGGCGACUCUUCUUACACGCCCUUGUCACUUAGUGAGACGCAUCCUCAAGAAAAAAAAGUCGAAAGAAGUUGAUGAGAAGGACAGAAGCGAAGUAGAGGAUGACAAGGAAAAAACACCGAAAAAUAGCGCAAAUAAGAAAAAGAAGCCUAAAAAAAGCACGGAAACGAAUUCCAAGACUAGUUCGACUACAGUUUCGACCCCGAAUCCGAAGCCAACUACUUCCAAGCAGAGUUCGAAAACGUCCUCGGUAUCGAAUUUGAAGUCAAUUUCUAAGGAAAACUCGAAGAAUGAAGUCUCAAAGGUCACAAAAUUAGAAAAAAAAGGAAAACAACGGAAGGGUAAAAAGACUGGAAACUAA
This is a messenger RNA of Caenorhabditis remanei, 966 nucleotides long. RefSeq lists its product as uncharacterized. Bases 1 to 966 code for a protein of 321 amino acids. Lineage: Eukaryota; Metazoa; Nematoda; Chromadorea; Rhabditida; Rhabditidae. The record is from RefSeq and is a predicted model, not a curated record. The transcript has 4 exons.